This is a messenger RNA of Ceratina calcarata, 4057 nucleotides long. It is a transcript of the gene SMC3, whose product is annotated as structural maintenance of chromosomes 3. Gene Ontology annotation, cellular component: chromosome. The record is from RefSeq and is a predicted model, not a curated record. Gene Ontology annotation, molecular function: ATP hydrolysis activity; protein binding; ATP binding. The transcript is spliced from 18 exons. NCBI's taxonomy places the organism in Eukaryota, Metazoa, Arthropoda, Insecta, Hymenoptera, Apidae. Gene Ontology annotation, biological process: chromosome organization. The coding region runs from base 141 to 3749 and encodes 1202 amino acids.
AACGCCAACAAUAAGGUGGUUUGAGUUCAUUUGAGGCGGUUAGAAGUUUUCGUUUCGUUCAGUGACAGAAAAAGCACGUUUCUUAUAGUGUAUCGUGGUAUAUUGACACAAGGAUACUUGUGUUAAACUUUAACUUCAGCAUGUAUAUCAAACAGGUUAUCAUACAGGGUUUUAAAUCAUACCGGGAACAAACAGUGGUAGAACCCUUUGAUCCCAGACAUAAUGUAGUAGUUGGAAGAAAUGGUUCUGGCAAAAGUAACUUCUUUUAUGCUAUUCAAUUUGUUCUGAGCGAUGAAUUUUCUCACCUCCGACCUGAACAGAGACAGGCUUUGUUACACGAAGGCACAGGACCAAGAGUUAUUUCUGCACAUGUGGAAAUUAUAUUCGACAACUCUGAUGGAAGAUUACCAAUUGACAAAGAAGAAGUAUAUUUAAGAAGAGUAAUUGGUUCGAAGAAGGACCAAUAUUUUCUUAACAAAAGAAUAGUAACUCGAAACGAUGUAAUGAAUUUGCUAGAAUCAGCAGGAUUUUCAAGAUCAAAUCCGUACUAUAUCGUAAAACAGGGGAAGAUUAACCAAAUGGCAACAGCACCUGAUUCGCAAAGACUGAAAUUGUUACGAGAAGUAGCUGGCACCAGAGUGUACGAUGACAGGAGAGAAGAAUCAAAAUUUAUUUUGAAAGAAACAGAAGGAAAGUUAGAAAAGAUUCAAGACUUUCUAAGAACAAUAGAGGAACGUUUAAAGACGCUAGAAGAAGAAAAGGAGGAACUUAAAGAAUAUCAACAGUGGGACAAACAACGACGAUGUUUAGAAUAUACGAUUCACGAGCGUGAGCUCAAAGAAAAUAAAAAGAAGCUGGAAGAUUUAGAAAAAUCCAGAGCUAACAGUGGAGCUGAGCAGGCAAGAUUAUGUGCCGAAGCGAAAACUGCCCAGGAAAUGGUAAGAGUAGCGACGAAACGACUGAAGGAAGCAAAAAAGGAGGUGCAGACUUCGAAGGAAGAGCGAGAUACGUUAAGUGCCGAACAGCAGCAAUUAUUAAAGGAGAAAACCAAGUUAACGUUUACUAUUAAUGACUUAUUAGAAGAAGUGAAAGGCGACAACGACAGUAGAAAGCGUGCUCAACAGGAACUAGAAAAAUUGAAAGCGAAUAUCGCGGCAAGAGAAGCAGAAUUGGAGAAAUUAAAACCAGAAUAUGAAGAAAUGAAACGUGUCGAAGAGGAAUGUACACGUGAAUUGCAAUUGAAAGAGCAAAAGCGGAAAGAAUUAUAUGCUAAACAGGGACGUGGUAGUCAAUUUACCAGCAAGGAUGAGAGAGAUAAAUGGAUUCAAACUGAGCUCAAACAACUUACAAAACAAAUUAAGGAUAAGGAGGAACAUCAAAGAAAAAUUAGCGAAGACUUGAAACGAGAUGCGGAAAAGCAAGUCGUUUUGGAAAAGAAGAUUGAAGAACAUACGCGUGAAAUGGAACGACAACGAGCUUCGAUAGAUGAGCAUAAUAAACAAUAUUAUGAACUCACGAAAGCGAAGGACCAGUGUCAAGCUACUCGAAAAGAACAAUAUCGACAAGAGAGUGUAUUACAACUCAACUUAUCAGGAUUGAAAGAAGAUUUAGCUAAGGCAGAUCAAAAUUUGCGAUCUAUGGCUGGUAAACCGAUUCUGAAUGGUCGAGAUAGUGUGCGGAAAGUGUUGGAUACAUUUCGACAAAAGAAUGACAUGGCCCAUGAAGUGAAUAGUUAUUAUGGGCCUGUGAUUGAGAACUUCAGUUGCGACAAGAGUGUUUAUAUGGCUGUAGAGGUAACUGCUGGAAAUCGAUUAUUCCAUCACAUUGUCGAAACUGAUAAAUUCGGAACGAAAAUUCUGAAAGAAAUGAAUAAUCAGCGACUGCCCGGGGAAGUGACGUUUAUGCCUUUAAAUCGACUUCACGUCAAAGAUAUAGAUUAUCCAGAAACCAGUGACGCUAUACCUAUGAUAUCACAGCUACAAUAUGAUCAGAAAUAUGCCAAAGCUUUGAGUUUUAUAUUUGGAAAGACACUGAUUUGCCGCAAUUUGGAAGCUGCAACAAAUUUGGCUCGCACGUCUGGUUUAGAUUGUGUGACUCUUGAAGGUGAUCAAGUAUCCUCAAAAGGAUCUUUGACAGGAGGAUACUUCAACACGUUAAGGUCUCGUUUGGAGAUACAAAAGACGAGAUCAGAGCUAAUGGCUCAAAUUGAUUCCCUCGAAACGCAGCUUUCAACGCUUAAAGAGGAAAUCAGAAAAGCGGAUCAAAACAUCAGUUCCUACGUUAGCGAAAUGCAAAAGACAGAAACUAAAAACAGCAAAGCCAAAGAUGUGUAUGAUAAAAUGAAAGCUGAGAUACGACUCAUGAAGGAAGAACUGAGCGCGAUAGAAAGAUACCGUACACCGAAGGAACGAAGUUUAACGCAGUGUACAUCGAGCUUAGAAGCGAUGCGUGCAACAAAAGAAGGCUUGGAAAGUGAAUUACAUCAAGAACUUAUGGCACAAUUGUCUGUAGCUGAUCAACGGCAGGUAGACAUGUUAAACGAUGACAUAAGGCGCUUGACAAAAGAUAAUAAGGAGGCAUUCGCGAAGCGAAUGCGGUUGGAAGCUGAGAAAAAUAAAUUAGAAAAUUUGUUGACCAAUAAUUUGGUCAGAAGAAAGGACGAGUUAGUCCAAGCACUACAAGAGAUAUCGGUAGAAGAUCGACAACGUCAAUUAGAAUCGUCAAAAGCACAGCUAGCGGAUAUUGAAAAGAGAUUAGUGAAAGUGAACUCAGAUUUCAAAGCUCAGAACGAAAGAGUAACUAACGCUAUAAAAAAGCAAAAAGCAGAGUCCGCAGAGGUUGAAAGGUGGAAAAUAAAAGAGAAGGAAGCCCAGGAAAAAAUAGACGCCGAUGCCAAGGACUUGGAGAAACUAGCUAGUAAACUAAAUAUUUUACAACAGAAAAUCGUAGAGUGUACGCAAAAAAUCACAGAACUUGGCGCACUGCCUAGUCAUGAUGUGUACGCUAAAUUUUGUGAAAUGACUACCAAACAAUUGUUCAAAGAAAUGGAAAAAGCAAAUAAUCACUUAAAGAAAUAUAGUCAUGUAAAUAAAAAAGCCUUGGAUCAGUUCAUGUCGUUUAGUGAUCAAAAAGAGAGAUUGGUAAAAAGGAAAGAGGAGUUGGAUAGAGGUGAUGAGAAAAUCAAGGAAUUAAUGUCGGUUCUCGAACAACGUAAAUGCGAGGCAAUUCAGUUUACGUUCAAACAAGUGAGCAAAUACUUCAGCGAAGUAUUCAAGAAAUUGGUUCCUUCUGGUCAUGCACAACUAGUUAUGAAAACUGCAGAUGGAGACGAAGGAGACGAUACGACAACCGAAUCAGCCGAUUCUGAUAGGUUUAUUGGAGUUGGUAUACGAGUUUCAUUCACCGGUCACAGAGCCGAAAUGAGAGAAAUGAAUCAGUUAUCUGGUGGACAGAAAUCACUUGUAGCGUUAGCGUUAAUAUUUGCUAUACAAAAGUGUGACCCAGCGCCGUUUUAUUUGUUCGAUGAAAUCGACCAGGCUCUAGAUGCGCAACAUAGGAAAGCUGUAGCGGAUAUGAUCCACGAACUUAGUUCAGAUGCCCAAUUCAUCACGACCACCUUUAGGCCAGAGCUAUUACAACACGCGAACAAAUUUUAUGGCGUUAAAUUUAGAAACAGAGUUUCGCACGUUGUCUGCGUAACUCGAGAGGAAGCAGCAGAUUUUGUAGAGGACGACACGACGCAUGGAUAAUAUAAGAUAUAACGUAUUUAUAAAUUAUUAUUAGUCUCUGGAUGCGGUUACUUUUUAAAAAAUAUCUGCUUUAUGUUCGUCAAUAAUUUUUACAAAUGUUGUUUUUGAAAACGCACUUUUAUCAGAACGAAUGAAAAACUUGAAAGUUAUCAUUCAGAAAUGAACGUUUUACUUUAAUUGUGCAGGAAAUAAUUAACUCUAUUUUCCAUCAUGGAAUUAUAAUUUAUAUGUUUAGUUAAUACACUGAGUAUCUAUCAUUUCAUUUCAUUAUUUCUUGAUCUAAUUAUGUAUACACGAUAUUUCAAUUA